This is a messenger RNA of Nematostella vectensis (starlet sea anemone), 2506 nucleotides long. Its product is annotated as rabenosyn-5. The coding region runs from base 134 to 1609 and encodes 491 amino acids. The record is from RefSeq and is a predicted model, not a curated record. Gene Ontology annotation, molecular function: metal ion binding. The transcript has 9 exons. NCBI's taxonomy places the organism in Eukaryota, Metazoa, Cnidaria, Anthozoa, Actiniaria, Edwardsiidae.
UCAGCGGCUACACGUUUACCCACAUACCCCUGCGCGCUUGUUCAGGUUAUUCAAUAUGGCGGCUUAGUAGCCGUCUUGAGCAUGGAGCAACGCCGCUAUCAUCUCCCAAUACUUCCCCUCGCCGAUAGCACACAUGGACAACGAGACAAUCAAGGAGGGCUUUAUCUGCCCUAUGUGCAUGAAAGAAUUCAAUGCUCCUGAUUUGUUAGUUAAACAUUUCGAGGAGUUCCAUGCGAGCGAGAAGGAUACUCUUCGACAGUUGCGGGGAAUGUUCGACAAGGCCAAGAGAAAAAUAUUGAAAAAACCGGAGCUAGAUGUAGAUGGGUCUUAUAUUGUGGACACGGAAAGGACCGAGGAGGGCAAGACUGUUGCUCGCGGGCUCGAUCCGUUUCUAUGGGACGACCAAGAGUUCGGUGCAACAAGAAGCUACACCAGACUGUUCGAAGAGAGAAGGGAUGCUGAGAUUGACAGAUUUGUUGUUAAUACCAACAAGAUUCUUAUCAGACUAGAAAAGCUUUUACGUGCAGGAACACAUGUUAAAGACUCCCCUUUACCAGGAAACUCAAGCAGAAAGACCAAAGAAAGAAGUCUUGUGCCAUGGGUUGCAGACAGUGAAGUAGACUUCUGUCCAAUCUGUAAAAAGUCAUUCAACCUGGCUCGAAGGCGGCAUCACUGCCGGCUUUGUGGUGGCAUUAUAUGUGCAAAGUGUUCAAUAUCAGUGGCAGUAAAUUUUGCAGUAAAACUCUUAAAGCUGGAUAAGAGCGCAGAUCUUCCUCAAGGAAGCAAGCGACGAUCACGUGACGAUACAGACGAGCCCGGGAUACGUGCAUGUCAAGUGUGCUCCAAUCUGCUGACUAGGUAUGAAAAGCAGGAGCGGGAGAAACAAACCACGCCUGUGAUAGUACAGCUUUACGAGAAAAUGAAACAGCAGAUGUCCGACGCCGAAAAACUACAUCCGCUGUACAUAAAGAUGGUAGACUCAUUGAAUAUUGGUGAUGUCCAGUACGAGUUGACGGAGGCAGGAAAUUUGAGGAUAAAACUGAUCAAGAGCUACGAAGCCGUCGAUGUGAUAAGUAAAAAGAUUGGCGCGCUGGGCUCCCAGGAUGAAAUGCCACCUAGUGCCCAGCUCACCAAGCUUCAGCGCGGCAUUCGGGCGUUCGCCUCGGGCUACCUGCAGGAAAACAUGUUCACUUUACCCAACCUCCCUCAACACGACCAGGUCAAGCGACUGCAGCACGAGCGAGCGACGAGUCUUGCGCGAAGAGCUGCCGAGGAGAAGGCGGAAAGAGAGCGCGCAAUGGAAAAACGCCUCGCCGCCACUAAACUACAACAACACAAUCGCAUGCAGUACCAACGUAACAAGAGCGCCGACUUCAGUCCUUCUGCGCCCGCACACCAGAGCGAAUCUAGUCAGCAAUCAUCCCCGGGUGGAUGGGGCCCAGUCUCUAGCGGAUUUUCACGUCCCAGCGACCCUCUGGUCGAGCAAAUGGAUAUUAUUAGGAAUUAUAUAAAACAAGCAAGGGAAGAACAGCGCAUGGAUGAAGUGGAAACUUUAGAGAGAAACCUUAUGGAGCUUGAAGAAGAAUAUUUUAAGAUGCAGCAGACAUAGUGCUUUCUUCAAUACGAGUCUGUCCUCUCUGGGUAACCAACUCGACGGUAUAAAUGAGUUUUCAUUGACGGCGAAUAUCCACUAAUGGUCACAACACAACACGAAACACCUCAUCUGGGUGAUGUAGCGAUCGCGAUGCAUUCUGGGUCUCCGGUUAUCCUUGCUAGACAUUAUCAAACCACCACAGGGUGCCCAUUACUCGUUAAAUUACAGCAUCUUUUACGAGCGCUUUUAAAAAGACUUGAGAAUCGUUUUAAAAGAUCUAAUAGAUAGGUUGUGUUAGUGGCAUUUUUACUGACGCGCGCCUACAAGCAAAACGGGACUGAAGCUUGUCGUCGAAUUUGAAUGUUCCUUCUACUGCGCUGUCAGGACGAAUAAGCGCCGCAUAAUAUAGUGUUGUGAGAUGACUAAAUGGUCUCUAAAUUAUUCAAUGCCAUUAUUUGGAACUUAGAUUAGAUGCUCCCUGAAUAGAUUGCUCUAAUAACGGGAAGGACAGUCAGCGCUGAUCUAUAGCCUGCGAAGGUGACUGGGCAACUUAAGUUGACUUAUUACACAAACUCUAUAAAGAUGGGUGUUAUCGGCAGGUCCGGUAGCUUUGUGCGGAGACUAGACUCGACGAAGAAAUCAGGCGAUCGCGUACGCUUGUAUGGAAAGUCACCCUUCGAUUGAGUGCGAUGGUGUGCUUAUGGAAAGCACUUUGCGAUCGGAACUCUAUCGGUUGCGAUCGUACUGUCAAAUUAGCUGCGAUCAUGAAAACCAGAGUCUCAAACUUUCUGAUCUCAAGUAUUGCGCACUCUUUUUAAGGAUAGAGUCUUCUGCUAUGCGGAUGAGGGAAUCACGGAAUUUUAAUUUUCAACCAAUAAAUAGAAUAUGAAUAAAAAUGCUAGUUUUUUUUUA